Molecule: messenger RNA, 741 nt
Organism: Papaver somniferum (opium poppy)
Lineage: Eukaryota; Viridiplantae; Streptophyta; Magnoliopsida; Ranunculales; Papaveraceae
Product: putative F-box/LRR-repeat protein At3g58880
Exons: 3
Coding region: 1-741 (246 amino acids)
Molecular function (GO): protein binding
Source: RefSeq, a predicted model, not a curated record
AUGAGGGAGGCAGCAAAAGAUCGGAUCACUGAUCUACCGGACUCUCUUCUUCAUCACAUCCAUUCUUUUCUUCAUAUCGUGGAUAGUGCUCGUACUAGCAUAUUAUCAAAAAGAUGGAACUACAUCUGGACCACUGUCCCCAUCCUUGAAUUUACGAAUUGCGCCAAUGCCAAGACUGAGAAAUUCAUGGAUUUUGUUGACGGAACAUUGGAUCGUCAUAACUCGUCUAAUGUAGAUAAGUUCUCUCUCGUCAGCACUUACCAGUUGAAUGAAUCACGGUUUCAUUCUUGGAUUGCUACUCUCGCUAUAUCCCAUUCGUCAAAAUAUUUGCUAACAUUUCAGAAUGUCAAAAUAUUGAAACUGACAUGCAAAAUAACCACCGAUGGAGAACUAGCUAUCCUCAAAGCAGUACCUAAUCUGGAGUCACUCAUAUUUGAAGUGUAUGUGAAGGAGGAAGUUGAAAGAAGUGACAAGCACGAUCACAUCUCCGAAGCUGCUGAAUGUUUGUUUCCACACUUAAAAUCAGUUGUCUUUCGGCAAUUUUCUGGGAAUCCAAGGGAAAGGAAGUGGGUGAGGCUGAUUUUGAAAUACGCCGAAGCGUUGGAAAUACUGACUAUCCGUCACUGUGGUAGUUAUCUUGUCUUCAGAAAUGCCAGAAGUGAAAAGGAACUUAUGGUAGAGAUAUUAAAUUAUUCAAAAGCCUCACCUGGUUGUGUGAUUAAGUUCUGUUCUUUGGAUUAG